Messenger RNA from Strongylus vulgaris, 369 nucleotides. NCBI's taxonomy places the organism in Eukaryota, Metazoa, Nematoda, Chromadorea, Rhabditida, Strongylidae. The record is from the annotation of a GenBank genome assembly.
AUUGUUCUCGUAGACCCAGACUGGCAAAACGAGGGCAAAGAACUCCCAAAACAGUUUAUCGUUAAAAUUAUCACUCAAUUGCCGAUGUUGAAGCUAUUGAAAGAAAUGGGAAGAGAUAUCGAUUUUCAAACUAGCUUCGAGGGCCUUUGGGAAAUUUUACACAACAGCGAAGUCUUUGUUUAUGAACAUCUUUUAAAACUUCCACAAGGAAAGUUUCCAGUGCCAAAGUUCAUAACUUCCAUGAAAGAUCUUCGAACAUUUUGUGGAGGUAAACUCUCCGAUAAAGUCGCUAAAGUUGAAGAAGUCGUCCAAGAUAUUAUGGACCCUGAUUGGAUUGACCAACUGGCUGAUGAAUUAGGCACCAUUUGA